This is a messenger RNA of Anopheles stephensi (Asian malaria mosquito), 2009 nucleotides long. Its product is annotated as cytochrome P450 4c21-like. Lineage: Eukaryota; Metazoa; Arthropoda; Insecta; Diptera; Culicidae. The coding region runs from base 56 to 1567 and encodes 503 amino acids. Gene Ontology annotation, molecular function: monooxygenase activity; oxidoreductase activity, acting on paired donors, with incorporation or reduction of molecular oxygen; iron ion binding. The record is from RefSeq and is a predicted model, not a curated record. The transcript has 4 exons.
CAUUUGUUCGCCGGCGUCAGUUAGUGACUAUCGUUUGGAGUGAACGGUUGUGAAAAUGUUCUUCGUACCAGCGGUCAUUGUGCUUCUGGGGUUAGUUUUCUUCUGGUGCAAACUGUCCAAAAGCAGUGCCCUGUUCGCGAAAGACAUCCCAGGACCAAGGUCGUACCCGAUCAUCGGGUCCACCCAUCUAUUCGUGGGCUCCGAAGAGCAUACGUUCAGUGUUGUAAAUGAUCUGUUUCGCAAGUAUGAUAGUAUAUUUAAACUAUCGCUCGGAACGAAAACUGUCCUGUGUUUAUCCGAUCCGGACCUUAUUCAGCAAGCUCUAACAACCGGUGCGUGUCAGGAUAAGGCAUUUUUCUACCGUUUUCUUGAGAUGGAUUAUGGACUGGUAUCGUCGCGCUACACGGAUUGGAAAUUGUACCGCAAACUGUUGAAUCCUGCCUUUAAUCAGCGCAUCUUGAUCAGCUUCAUAUCGAUCUUUAGCCGUUGCUCAGAAGAUAUGGUAUCGCGAAUGGCUAAGGAGGAGGACAGCCAUAGGCCGUUCGAUGUGCUUCACUAUACGGCUCAAUGUACGCUGGAGAUGGUGUGCGCCAGUUCGCUCAAAAGUGACAUUACAGAUGAUCCACAUGCGAAGGAUGUUUGCGGAGGUAUUGAGAAGAUUGGUUCGAUAAUGAGCAGCAGAGUGUUCAACGUCUUGCUUUAUAGUGAUCUUUUGUUUACUAUGACGCAACGAUACAGAGAAAUGCAGAAGCUUCGUGCGCAAUUGCAACGUGUGGUCGAUCCGAUAUUGUACGGAAGGCGAGAAGAAGUGAUGAAGCAGCGGUUAGAAAAGUCCCACCAGGAUAAAGAGGAACAAUAUCGUAAGCCGAUGGUGUUUCUCGAUCAACUGCUGAACAUGCAACGUGGUGACCAAGAUCUUGAAAUGCAGGAGAUCGAGAACCAUCUCUACACCAUUAUUGGAGCAGGCAGCGAAACAACCGCAAAUCAAGUGGCUUACAUCCUUUUGUUGCUGGCAAUGCAUGCAGAUGUGCAGGAUCGUGUAUAUGAAGAAAUUCUCUCCAUCUACGGCAGCACAUCGCUUGACAUAUCGUACGAAACGAUUUCCGCCCAAACUUACCUCGAGCAAGUGAUCAAAGAGUCCAUGAGACUGUUUCCGGUGGCACCGCUCAUAGGACGGGAAACGAUCGAGACGGUUAAGCUGGGCAAUAUUGUCGUCCCACCAGGAGUGACGCUGCUCAUCAACAUUCUAAGCGUCCAUCGCAACAAAAAGCUUUGGGGUGAACAGGCGGAUGUGUUCGAUCCAGACCGUUUCGAGCGUUCGAUGUACGAUGCUCGCAAACAGCAUCCCUUCAGCUACAUACCGUUUGGUGGUGGGCCAAGAAACUGUAUCGGAUAUCGUUACGGCAUGUUUGCUAUGAAAAUUAUGGUCACACAGAUGCUCUACAGAUAUAAACUGUCCACUCCGCUGUCGGCAAAGGAUUCUUUACAUUUGUCGUUUGCGGUCACGCUCAAGACUGGUGUAGGACACAGGAUAUGUAUAAAGCGCAGAGAAGUCGUUGCGGAGUAAGUAGGUUGCAGGAGAUCUAACGCAACACGUGCUCUGCGAGCUCUACAAGAAAUAUCCAGUAGCCAUUCUAAACCAGCAGUAUUUUGAAGUAUAAAUGUGGUCACGCAAUGUUUUUUUUCCCGGGUAACAUAGACUACCUCGUUCUCAUAAUUCACUUUAAGCUAUCUUUAAUUAACUGAGCUAUGUUUUUUUCGUAAUAAAAUCACAAAAAUCUUGUUGCUAUAAUCAUCCGAAAAAUUUUAGCUCGUCAAGCAGGUACUGUUCCUUGAUGACUUACAGAUAUGUUGGGUGUAAUUAUUGAAAUUUAAUCUAAGAACACACUUCUUGCAUUUUUAAUGAUUCUUUUUCGUAAGUAGAAUGAAUGCAAUAAAAACAUUCCAUCAGUUUACGACGCAAUUUUAUAGCACACUGAUUGUAUGCACAAGAAAUACUGCUAUAAAAA